AUGACACAAGUACCUCAUCGUUUGGACGAGACCGAAAAGACGCAGCAGAAGUUUAUGGAGAACUUGACCGAGCUGCAAGACCGCACUUCGAGAAGAGUUCGUUUUGAAACUUUCAAGAAAGAACGUGCUGAUGUCAAGAGGAGAUUUGACGAAGUCCACCGUCAAUUGGAAGACCGAACAGUCCAUGCUGUCAGGAGAGGAGAGCACAAGGUUCUCGAGCAUGAUCUUGAUCAAGAUUCCCCAAACCUCGAAGAUGAUGGCGGCGAGGACGACCGCGAAGCCCAAGACAUGGUCUUUGAUCAAGAAGAUGACCAAGAGCAAAGACCAGUCGAUUACCAAGUCGAAAUUUUUGAAGAAAAUGGAGACAACAAUCUCUACGACUACGAUGACAUCGAUCUGCUCCAAAAGGGCCCUCCAACCACCAGUUCCGACGAUGGUGUUGCAGAAUCCGACGAUGAUGUUGCAGAAUCCAACGAUGGAGAGGACUUCUCUGUCUGGCUUGAUGAUCAUGGCGACCUUCAAACAAAUGUCCAAGACCCGGAUGAUACUUGGAACGAUCUUCUGGAAGUCUGGGUGAAGCAGAAAGCAGAGUUUGAGAACAAGAACAAGGAUUGGCUGUCUGUCGACUUGAAGAAGCUUCCGCUGCAAUGUUUGAGGACCGUCGUGUUCCCUCGGACUCAGAGAUGGACCAAGUCGAGUCCUGGCGCAUACGCGUACAGCACGACCCUGGAGCUGGUCGACACCAUUGGGCUGCUCGCAAUGAAACCCUACCUACCUCUGAAUGACAAGAUUGAGGAUUCAGAGCAACCCGAAGUCAAGGUUGUCGUCUUUCUGGCAUGA
This is a messenger RNA of Aureobasidium namibiae CBS 147.97, 840 nucleotides long. RefSeq lists its product as uncharacterized. The record is from RefSeq and is a predicted model, not a curated record. The transcript is spliced from 2 exons. NCBI's taxonomy places the organism in Eukaryota, Fungi, Ascomycota, Dothideomycetes, Dothideales, Saccotheciaceae. Bases 1 to 840 code for a protein of 279 amino acids.